Pomacea canaliculata is the source of this 5272-nucleotide messenger RNA. RefSeq lists its product as uncharacterized. Lineage: Eukaryota; Metazoa; Mollusca; Gastropoda; Architaenioglossa; Ampullariidae. Bases 566 to 2776 code for a protein of 736 amino acids. The record is from RefSeq and is a predicted model, not a curated record. The transcript has 3 exons.
GUGACUAAAUAGCGAGCGCAGGCUCUAGUCGAGGGCUGGCCAGGUUCGCUCACAUACAAGCCAGUGCGACAGCCACAAGGUGCUCUGCACAGCCAAGGUGGAUGAUGAUGAUGGUCGCUGACUGACACUGUGGCGUGCAUGCCAGACCUGCUGCAGCAACAACAACCGACGCCGCCUGCAAGACUCGCGGACGGAACCAGAUGCAGUCUAUGAGUGCUGUGGGCUUUUUUCUGCCCUCCACUCGCUGAGGUCGGCAUUGGCAGAGGUGAAUUGGCUACACGUGUGGUUCUGGGUUGUCUGAGACGCAUUAUUGCCUGCUGUGUAGCAGACUGCUUGCUCUCCUGUAGACAGCAAGUGGCGAACAAAAGCCUCCUGCUGAGCUGUCAGGAACCUCGGGCAGCUGUGCUACAGACGGGAGAGAGUCGGAGACCUGACGGUUGUGAACGUUAGCUACCCGGGUAUUGUGGGAUUGGGUACAGUGGACUGUACCUCCCCGAUGUUGUGACUGGACCGGACAUCGUUCUUGAGAGACCUUUUUCCAGAUUGAUCCUCAUCCGAUUCAUCGAUGGGAACUGUGCACAGGACCAAGAUAGUUGUUGUUCUGGCGGUGGUCUUCUUGGCUGGAGGCAACGCACAUGAAGCCUUUGACAAGGCCUUCCGCCAGUUUCUCCAUGAACACGGCUACAGAGGAGGUGCUGUCGGUGCGCUCAAGGACGGCCGCCUGGUUCUGGCCAAAGGUUAUGGGGUCAAGCAUGACGGAACGGAGGUCAAGACGGGAGGUCGCUUCCCUGUGUCCAGCAUCUCCAAGAGCAUCACUGCAGUGGCGGUGCUAAGGCUCGUUCAAGACGGACUCCUGGACCUCGAAGACACUGUGUUCGGACCGCAGGGCAUCCUGCACACCCUGACGCCCCUCAACAAGGAAUGGGUUGACCACAAGAUCAGGGACAUCACUGUGGGGCAUCUACUUCGUCACAGUGGCGGAUGGGACCAGAACAAGGGGCCGAUCUUUGACCCCGUGCUGAAUGAGGUGUACCACAGCCGCGGUCAGCACGUCCCUAGCAUCAGCAAGACGAUGGACGUGCCGCCUCCGCUGGACGCUGCCACUCUCAUCCGCUUUGCUAUCUCCCAGCCUCUGGAUUUUACACCGGGUACCAAGGCGGUCUACUCCAACCUGGGCUACCUCGUGCUUGGCCGCGUGGUGGAGGAGACUUCCGGUCUGGCGUACGAGGAGUACGUCAAGAAGUUUGUUCUCAACCCCUGUGGCAUGUGGCACACGCGGGUGGGGGACCCUUAUACGGCGCACGUCCUGGAGGUUCCAGAAGGGAAAGUCCCGGCCUCGGAGAGCGGGCACUCACCCCCCGAGCUCCCCCUCCUGGACCUUUUGGACUCUCGAACCGUCGACUCCACCCUGGGCUGGUACUCGACGGUCUAUGACGUCAUGCGGUUCGCGCGCUGCGUCUUCGACGGUGAUCGCGUGCUGAAUGACGAAUCCCUAGAGGCUCUGCUGCAGAAGCAGGAAAUAGAGGGCGGGCCUCACUCCCCGGACAUGUGGUUCUGCGCCGGAUUUCACGCUGGAGCCAAGAAUGUGGUAUGGCAAGAGGGCGAUGCGAACGCGGAUGACAUCAUCCUGUACCGCAACCUUAAGCCGGACGGCCAGCAGCAGCUACCGGACACCUGGGUGGUGAUGCUGUACGGCCACAAGCUGCAGCGCCUAAGACACAAGACUCGCGUACUCAUGGGGCAGUUGGGCGAUUGGCUAGCCACUGAAUCAUCUUCGCCGCUUCGCAACCUUUUCGCCCGCGACCUCUCCGACGUCGAUGCGAUGGAUGACGACGUGCUGGUCAGGUUCCGAGUGGACGAGCACCACCUUGACGCUUACGUCAGCGCCGUCCAGCGGGAAGGCUACGACAUCCGCUGGAUCUCCCCCUACACCCACCGUCACCAUACCUCCUUCCUUCUUGUCAGCCACCGUCUCGACGUCGUCACUGCCUCCGACGCCGCUGCUGCGCGGUCAGCCAGCGACUUCAAGCUGGAUCACGGGCUGAGCGAGGACCAGCUGCUGUCGCACAAGCUACAUAUGGAGAACCAAGGCUACAACAUCACCUUCUUGCAGAGCUACCACAGCCAGUCCCAUGAGGCUGGCGACUGCUUCAUGGCCAUAUUCCGGAAGAACGCCUUCACCAGCCAGGCCCAGCUCAAGUACGGCACGGACCACCUGCCGGAGCCCUACGACAAGCUGGUGCAGAUGUACCACGAGGAGCACUUCCGUCCCUUGGUGCAAAGCGUGCUGCCGCACAAGGGCGAGGAGGAAGAGCACUUCUCUUUCAUCUUUCUGCAGGUGCCCGGCGAGAAGCCAGUCGACUUCAAGAACUACUACCGCCUGCCCGAGGCCAGGCUGGAGCCCACCAUCGUACUGAACAGCCGGCAAGGGCGCACGCUGGCCUUCCUAGACUCGUACGAGCUGGAGGGCAAGGCCCGCUUUGCCGCUGUCUUUACUAACGAGACCAAGGCGCGCUGGCUCUUUAAGGGCGGUCUCUUGCAGGAGCAGGCUGCCUUGCUCAUCGAGACCAAGCUCCCGUCUGAUCUGUGGCCCAAGCUCAUCGUGGCGCACGCGGACAAGAACAGCAGCGAAGUCAAGUUCUCGGUCUUCCUCCUCAGCCAGAGAGAGGAUGGCCAGACGGCGAGGAUGGACACGUAUCUGAUGGACCAUCUCUUGCCGGAGGAGGAGUCCACCGGGAGUUUAAAAAGGGUCGUCGUCGAUGGCAGCAACAUCUGAGGUCUCCAGAUUGGGAUCUCACAUGGACAAAGCCUUGUCUUAAACUCGUUUUAACUGGAGCGUGGUGCCUAGUUCGGCAAUUGAAGUUGACCAGUGAGAUCGGUGAAGGAACACAUGAAAAACGACACAAACAUCGGUUUCUGGUUCUUAAUCUGCUCAAGCCGGAAGAUAUAAAAUCUCCAGCACGCAGAAAUAUGAAACACGCCCUUUUCAACUUUUAGAAAAUUGUGUUGCCAGGCAGUGAAAAGAAAGUGUUCUUCCCCUUAUUUAUUUUGAACUUUAAGUGAAAACUCAGUGCAUUGACUACAACAGGGGGAAAGAAUACAAACUUCUGUGUACUUAGAACUUCAAAAUUUUCGUAAUGUAUUGUGUACCAUCCAUCGAAAUUAUUCAUUGUUUCUCAUAACUAAAAUAAUGUAAACUGAUAUACCUUUCAAACCCUGUAUAUAAUAACUCGAUAUUUUCUCGCUUUUGUUUAGUUAUUAGAUAGUGGCAAACAUAGAAUUAUUUUGUUAGCAGGGCAUCACAGAGCCACCGUGUAGCAGACGUUUAGAAAGCAAAACAGUUUGUGAAGCAGGUGCUUUCUGACCAAGUCAGACACUAAGCUACAAAGAUUCCUUUAAUAGGAAAAUGCUUUAAACAAAACGAAAACAUUGCAGCAUUGUUUCGAUAUACUAGUAUUCAGUAUGAUAUUAUCUUAAAACCACCGCACAUCGCUUACAACCAACCCAUCAUGAUUACCCCUAAGUGACCGUCAGGAUCCAAGUGUUCUUAACCGGGGCAAAUAUGGAGAACGUUUGACCAAUUCCGGUAAAAUUUGAUAAAACUGUCAUAUAAAAAAUAGGUUCAGCCUUCGUCGACUUUUUUAAUAGGUGAGAAUGGCCUUUAGACAUGACAGCUUGGAAGUCGUAGAAAAAUGGACAAUGAUGAGCAGACAUUAAAGGAACCUGUCUUUUCUGCUUCCUUCGUUACUCCCUUGUCCACCAAAGAAAAAAAAAAAGUCCGAAAGUACCACUACUAUUCAGUUAGAAUUGGCAUCCAUCAAAGAUAAUGACAAAUCUUUAACUCUUAAAAGAACUUAAUUUAUUCGAGAUUUAGCUUGCCAGCCACUACAUAUUUUUCCCAGUCCCCAUAUUUUUCUUUGUUUUUGCUCUUCAGUUGUUCACGAAAGUUGAACCUCAUGCACCUUUCUUCCUGGCAUUCUUCAGAUGGUAACACAUGGCAGCCGCUGGCUGUAAAAAGAAUGCCAUCGAUGCUUUAGCUUUCCACCUUUCCCCAAGCUGUCUGUGCCGGCUUCCCGCUGCUUGUUUCUCAUCAAAGAAGCAUUGCCGUGGCAGGGUGGUGGAAAGGGAAGCCAACGAUAUUCAGCCCCAAGGUUUACUUCAAGCGGAUGAUUAUAGCUCAGCUUUGCGAGACUGUAAAAAGAAGGAUUACCAUAAAGCAGAGAGAAAAGACAGCUACCAUCUCCACGGCUCACUGACGUAAGACGAUCGAGAGGGUCGUCGUCGCGUACUGCCACGUGACAAUGGAACUACGUGCUGUGGACGGGGUGUGUGGUGGGGAGAGAGAGAGACGCAUAUGAACGGUAGAUUACUCGUAGGUUUGUAGUUUGUUUUUAAAGGUACCAAGUUCUUUUUUUUUUUCAAUGAAUGUGGUGUGGGUCAGCCGAAUGGGCACAGUGGUGGACAUGCCAAAGUCUUUAAUGAGUGCAGCAAAGGACAGCCGUGGAACUUUAUUACAUCCCCUUUGCAAAAAUGCGCCGCAAAGACUAGUCCAAGAAAAAACUGCCCUUGACCAAAAUACCUUUACACCAUUCCUGCAACUAAGGCGAUAUCACCGCGAGAUAUUACAGGCUGCAGAGUGUCCUGGGCAGGAUUGCAUCAACUAAUUGUCUCCCCACAGGCAUCUGUUUAAGUGUUCUCUCACCUACAUACACUGGCUGGUACAACUCAGGCAAGUGCAGAUCUCCACCUUGCCCCUGUUGCCUUUUCUACCUGUUUAAGCCAGGCAGUAGCCACCACCACCGCCUAUUUCACCUGGGAACACUGUUGAUGUGGCUGAAAACAGCUAAUGCACACCUGCGUUAAUACCGGCACCAGAGGCGGCUUUAGGCGUGUGCAAAACUGUGCAUCUGCACUACGCUGUACUACCGUAAUGAGAAUAUCACAGGCCGCCACUUGGUUUUAUUGACAUUGGCGAGUGAAGGGGCCACCGAUUCUUUCUCUGUCCAGAGCUGCCACAAGCCUUGAGCCACUCCUGCUGGCACUCCACUAGUCAUGCUUAAAUAGCUCAUACCUCUAGUUAUAGGUAGCACUGACUGGCAAGCUCCUCUCAUGCCUAGGAUUACCUUAUCUGGAUCCUAUCAUAUACUAAAUACAGUCAAAUCUCCCUACUAUGCCACCCCACUACUAUGCCACUCUCGGUAUUAUGCCACUUUUGCUAGGUCCCGACUAUAAAUUCAAUGUAAAAAAAAAUUUACUAUGCCACCCCUACUCU